Pararge aegeria (speckled wood butterfly) is the source of this 1569-nucleotide messenger RNA. RefSeq names its product tryptophan--tRNA ligase, cytoplasmic (gene TrpRS). The coding region runs from base 175 to 1377 and encodes 400 amino acids. The record is from RefSeq and is a predicted model, not a curated record. Lineage: Eukaryota; Metazoa; Arthropoda; Insecta; Lepidoptera; Nymphalidae. Gene Ontology annotation, molecular function: tryptophan-tRNA ligase activity; ATP binding. Gene Ontology annotation, cellular component: cytoplasm. Gene Ontology annotation, biological process: tryptophanyl-tRNA aminoacylation. The transcript has 9 exons.
UUUGGCAGGUGUUGUCGUCUGUCUAAUGCUGUGAACUGUGACACUUGGUGUCACCUAACCUAACAUAUUAUGCUGUUUCGUUUUGUAAAACUGAAAGUUUCGAAAUAAAUGACAUCAGGCAUAGUUUUACUAAUAAUUAAGUGUUAAUCAAAUUGCAAAUAAAUAAGAUAAACCAUGACCGAAGAACAGAUCAGUGAGUUGUCCAUUAAUGAGGAUGAUGAUGUAGUGGAUCCGUGGAAUGUAGCCGGGAAGUCACAAACUGGAAUUGAUUAUGAUAAAUUAAUCAAAAGAUUUGGAAGUCAAAAGAUAGAUGAAGAGGUCAUUACAAGGUUUGAGAAAGUUACAGGAAAGAAAGCUCAUCACUUUAUUAGGAGGGGCAUAUUUUUCUCACACAGAGAUAUUUACAGUAUUUUGAAUCUAGUAGAGGCGGGAAAGAAGUUUUAUUUGUAUACUGGCCGGGGUCCCUCAUCAGAUAGUAUGCACAUUGGGCAUAUGAUACCCUUUAUGUUCACAAAAUGGUUGCAAGAAGUAUUUGACGUUCCUCUAAUCAUCCAACUAACGGAUGAUGAAAAAGCGAUGUGGAAGGAUAUAAAAGUCGAGGACGCCCGGCAAAUGGCGUUCAGCAAUGCGAAGGACAUCAUAGCGGUGGGUUUCGACCCCGCUAACACUUUUAUCUUUAACGAUCUGGAUUUUAUUGGACAAUGCCCAGCAUUCUACCAGAACAUGGUUCGGAUACAAAAGUGCGUGACUUUCAACCAAGUAAAAGGGAUUUUCGGUUUCGGAGACUCUGACGUCAUUGGGAAAAUCACUUUUCCGUCCAUAGAGGCCGCGCCCGCUUUUUCCACUACAUUUCCUUUUAUAUUCGACAAUAAAAUUGUACCAUGUCUAGUUCCCUGCGCAAUCGAUCAAGAUCCGUACUUCAGGAUGACGCGUGACGUGGCCGCGCGGCUCAAAAUGCCCAAGCCAGCGUUGCUGCACUCUACAUUCCUGCCAGCGUUGCAAGGAGCACAGCACAAAAUGUCCGCCAGUGAUCCCAACGCCUCGAUAUUCCUCAGUGACACACCAAAACAGAUAAAAAAUAAGAUAAAUAAAUACGCAUUCUCGGGCGGUCAGGCCACAGUUGAAGAGCACAGAGAAAAGGGUGGCAACACCGAAGUGGAUAUCUCUUUCAAGUAUUUAACGUUCUUCUUAGAAGAUGACGAUAGAUUAGCAGAAAUAAAGAAGAUGUAUGAAUCCGGCGAGUUGCUCACGGGAGAACUGAAGAAGAUGGCGAUAGAUACAAUAACGCCCAUCAUCCAGGACUAUCAGGCGAGAAGAAGCAAGGUCACUGAUGACGUCAUGCAACAGUACUUCGCUAUAAGAAAAUUGAACUUCUAGUUAUGUUACAAUUCAACUAUUAGGAUCUUAUUAAACUGAGGCGAAUCUAGAAUGGGACGCGGCAAGAUAUUUUGAGUAAUUCGCUCGCUAGCUUAGCCUCUCAAACUGACCCGACUUUCCGCGUAUUAUUCUUCCUAAUUCAAUGAGCGAACAUCAUAUGUCCUAAUUUUUAAAUAUUAACGUUUUUUUUUU